AUGGGAACCGGCACUGGGCUAGACCACGGCAACCACGGCAACCACGGCGACCACGGCACCACGGCUUCGUCUCGCAGUGCUGGAAAGGACCGUCCCCCCCAGAAGGGACGCCCCCAAGAGGAACGGCACCCUUGGCGGAAGCCGUUCGAAAAGGGGAUCCGCCAUCUUCCGUCACGGUCGCCAACACGCCACGAACGCGUUAUUGAUGCUGAGAUACAGCGCAGGGCAGCGCCGGGCAUCGCAGGGCACCCUUCCCUGCCACCACUGAGCUCUUUCACUCUAAUUGGGGGUGAUGAGCUCUUGGCAGUUGGCUCCGACCUCUCGCGACACGUCCGGCUCUUUGGCCAAACGGCCGCGGAGGCGUCGAACCCGAGCGGCGAGCAGCAGCUCCUCCGUGAGCCGAGCCCUCCUGGCGAGGGCCUCGCGGUGGCCGUGCGUGUGAAAGAGGGAUUAGAACCCAUCUCUCCCUCGCCGCACUCCUUCUUGCGGCGACGCCAGGAGCCCGACUUCCAGUGGAACAAAGUGAUCCAGGUGGCUCUGAACUCCGGUGAACUUCAGGAUCAAACCUCGGGAAACAAGCUUGAUGGAUCUGUGCUCUUCGUCCUCAUCGCUGCCGUCCUCUUUGCCUUUGUCUUCUUCUCCGAGCAUCGACGUGCGGAAGACAGCAAUGACCUCCCGUUCAGGGUACGUACCAUGAUCGAGGAGAGGGGUCAGUGGGGCAACAAGCUGGAGUUCAUGAUGACCGUGGCCGGAGCCAUCAUCGGUCUGGGCAACGUGUGGCGCUUCCCGUACCUGUGCUACAAGAACGGCGGAGGGGCGUUCUUCAUCCCCUACGUUGUGUUCCUGUUCACCUGCGGAAUCCCCCUCUUCCUCCUUGAGACGGCUCUGGGGCAGUUCACCAGCCAGGGGGGCAUCACCUGCUGGAGGAGCAUCUGCCCCCUGUUCGAAGGGAUGGGCUACGCCAGCCAGCUCAUCGUGUUCUACGGCGCCAUCACCUACAUCAUCAUCCUGGCCUGGUCCUUCUUCUACCUCUUCUCCUCCUUCAGCCCGGAGCUGCCGUGGGCCAGCUGCGGAAACUACUGGAACACAGCUGCCUGUGUGGACUUUGACAAACGGAGCGAAAUGUCCAACUGGACGGUCCCACCGAACGCCACUCUGCCGGUCAUGGAGUUCUGGAACGGACGAGUCCUGAACAUCUCUGGAGGCAUCGAGGAGCCAGGCAGCGUGCGCUGGGAGCUCGCCCUCUGUCUCUUGCUCUCCUGGACCAUCUGCUACUUUUGCGUGUGGAAGGGUGUGAGGUCCACCGGCAAGGCGUCCUACUUCACGGCCACCUUCCCCUACGUCAUGCUGGUGGUGCUGCUGGUCCGAGGGGUCACCCUGCCGGGCGCUCUGGACGGCAUCGUCUUCUACCUGUACCCCAACCCCAGCCGGCUAGCUGACCCCCAGGUGUGGAUGGACGCUGGCACUCAGAUCUUCUACUCCUACGCCAUCUGCCUGGGCUAUCUGACGUCUCUCGGCAGCUACAACAAGUACAACAAUGACUGCUACAAGGACUCCUUCUACCUGUGCCUCCUGAACAGCGGGACCAGCUUCGUGGCCGGAUUCGCCAUCUUCUCUGUGCUGGGCUUCAUGGCCCGGGAGCAAGGAGUGGACAUCUCUCAGGUGGCCCAGUCAGGCCCCGGACUGGCGUUCAUCGCGUACCCGCGGGCCGUCGCCAAGAUGCCGGUGCCGCAGCUGUGGGCCGUUUGCUUCUUCAUCAUGAUCAUCCUGCUGGGCAUCGACAGCCAGUUUGUGGGUGUCGAGAGCCUCAUGACCUCCGUGACGGACAUGUUCCCCACGCUGAUCCGCAGAGGUUACCGCAGGGAGCUGCUGCUGCUGCUGCUGUGCUCCGUGUGCUUCCUGCUGGGGCUCCUGCUCGUCACACAGGGUGGCCUGUACCUCCUGCAGCUCUUUGACCACUACGUGUGCAGUGGGGCCACCUUGCUCUUCCUGUCCAUCUGCCAGAGCAUCUGCAUCGGCUGGGUGUACGGCGCGGACCGUUUCUACGGCAACAUCGAGAACAUGAUUGGGUACCGACCCCGAGCCCUGGUCAAGUACUGCUGGCUGUACCUCAUCCCGGUCAUCUGCACAGGGACCUUCAUUUUCUCCCUGGUCAGACACACUCCUCUGAAGUUCAACAAGAGCUACUCGUACCCAGGCUGGGCGUACGCGCUGGGCUGGUUCCUGGCCGUGUCCUCGCUGUCCCUCAUCCCGCUCACCAUGCUGUACAAGGUGGCCCGGGCCCAGGGGACGCUGUGCCAGCGUCUCAGCCAGGCGUGCCGGCCGAGCGAAGAGCUGCCCUCGAACCGGGAGCCCGGCAAGGAGGCCGUUCCUCUGAAGACCCGGCCCUGCUCUGAGAACGAUCCCGAACACAAGUGA
Molecule: messenger RNA, 2418 nt
Organism: Scleropages formosus (Asian bonytongue)
Lineage: Eukaryota; Metazoa; Chordata; Actinopteri; Osteoglossiformes; Osteoglossidae
Product: sodium- and chloride-dependent GABA transporter 2-like
Exons: 18
Coding region: 1-2418 (805 amino acids)
Biological process (GO): sodium ion transmembrane transport; nitrogen compound transport; amino acid transport
Cellular component (GO): plasma membrane; cell projection
Molecular function (GO): gamma-aminobutyric acid:sodium:chloride symporter activity
Source: RefSeq, a predicted model, not a curated record